Molecule: messenger RNA, 620 nt
Organism: Cylas formicarius (sweet potato weevil)
Lineage: Eukaryota; Metazoa; Arthropoda; Insecta; Coleoptera; Brentidae
Gene: RpS27A
Product: ubiquitin-ribosomal protein eS31 fusion protein
Exons: 3
Coding region: 95-565 (156 amino acids)
Biological process (GO): modification-dependent protein catabolic process; protein ubiquitination; translation
Cellular component (GO): nucleus; cytoplasm; ribosome
Molecular function (GO): structural constituent of ribosome; protein tag activity; ubiquitin protein ligase binding
Source: RefSeq, a predicted model, not a curated record
AAAAGGAAAUGGAGUGGUAUUUCACUUCCGGCAGUCAAAUUGAAUGUCGUUCUUUUUGUAAAGUGUCAUGGUGGAGUAACAACUAAAGCAUAAAAUGCAAAUCUUCGUUAAAACUCUUACUGGCAAGACCAUCACGCUUGAGGUCGAACCAUCAGACACCAUCGAAAAUGUUAAAGCCAAGAUUCAGGAUAAAGAAGGCAUCCCGCCAGAUCAGCAAAGAUUGAUUUUCGCCGGGAAACAACUUGAAGAUGGCCGUACUUUGUCUGAUUAUAACAUCCAAAAGGAGUCUACUUUGCAUUUAGUGCUAAGAUUGAGGGGUGGUGCCAAGAAACGUAAGAAGAAGAAUUACUCAACCCCAAAAAAGAUCAAGCAUAAGAAGAAGAAAGUCAAGUUGGCUGUAUUGAAAUUCUAUAAGGUUGAUGAAAAUGGCAAAAUUCACAGAUUAAGAAGAGAAUGUCCAAGUGAGCAAUGUGGCGCUGGUGUUUUCAUGGCUGCAAUGGAAGAUCGCCAUUACUGCGGAAAAUGUGGUUAUACACUGGUUUUCUCAAAACCAGAAGAUAAAUAAGUAUUGUUUAAGCAAUUCAAAAUUUAUGGAAUAAAACUUAAAUGAUUAAUAGUUA